UGAGACGUCAGAAUAUGAAAGUCCGCAUCAGCGCCACAGGAGACACAAUCGUGAUGAAGUUUCUGCAGCCCAACACUGACACCAAGCUUGAGGGCUACAUCAUGGGGUUCGGCAGCAGCAUGUUCUCCCGACAGAUGAUACAUCUGCCUGAAAACGGACAGCCAUAUGAGAAAGAGUUUGACGCUGAGCCCAAGUACGUUGUGGCUGUCCAGCCUAUUCCAGCCAAUGAGGUGAAAAAGCAGUGCAAAGGCAAAGUGGAACUGGAGAAGCCUCUACAGGUGGUCAUUGGGUCAGUCACGGCCACCUCGGUCCUUCUGUCCUGGGGGACGCUGCUGAAAACGCCCUAUGAAGGAAAUAUCAUGAAUGACUGUUUAGAAGACGGGCACUAUACGGUCCGUUACCGUGAGAAGAACAGGAAGUGGAACUACCAGACCUGCUCGACCAGCGAUACGGUCAUUGACAAUCUCAAGCCGCACACCGUCUAUGAAUUUGGUGUCCAGCCUACUUCUAAAGACGGCACUGGGGCGUGGAGCAAACCUGUGCUUCACAACGUCAGCACUGCAGGGUUCCAGGAAAAGUACAUUAGAAGAAUCGCAAAGUUUCCCGACAGCCCCGCGAAACCCUUCACUCCAGCUCCACCGUCGUUCCCAUUUCCGCCUCAACAUGCACCUAAUAACAGGAUGCGGUCCAAACCGUCCACCUCCAGAAUCAAAAUCCCACAGGCAACUCUUGCUCCUACAACAGCUGCUAAACAGGAACUUCUGCCAACCCCUGGAUCCAAAUUGUCUGUGAUCAACAAGCAGCCUAUAGUUGCACACAACCCAGGAGGAGAACUCUCGAGACCUGUUUUAACUCCUUUCCCUGAGGUUCCUCUAGCUCCCGAGGUCCACUCUGAAGUACUCGUUGCAGUCACCAUGGCAUCUGUGCCAUCCUACCAGGACAAACUGGAAAACCAUGGAGACUAUCCAAAACAAUUGCCCCUGGCUCAACUUAAAACACAAACUGAGCCAAACUCAGAGCACCCACAGCCAAUGCCCAAACCUCCCCAGCCUCCACUGAAACCUCUUGAUGAAAGUAUACCACAGCCACAUACAACAUCCCAGCCUGACCUCCAAACCAUACCAGAACCUCAAAUAAAUAUCCAGCCUGUACCACAGACUAACCCACUUUCACAAUCUGAAGAAGAACCAGAUUUCCAGUCUCUUCCUUUGACAACACCAAUGCUUCCCUCUGAAGUGAAGCCUCAACCAUCACCCCAGACCAAACACCAGAUCCAGCUGCUGACACAACUGCAACCAAAGACCCAGACUAAAGUGCAAACACAACUUCCUCUGCCCUAUGCUGUGACUCACCAUCAGGCCACGCAGCCAGCACCUCAACACAUUGUUUAUGAAGAACCAGCACCGACAAAGAUCCAAUCCCGACCUCCACUUCAGCCAGAUACUCAUUUUUUGAAAAAUCCACAAAACCAAUCACCACAUCCACCAACAACACCACAAACACAACCUCAAUUAAUCCAACUAACACAAAAACCAAAGAUAAUAUUUGACCAAUCUAAGUCCACCCCUCUACUCAGACCCAAGAACCUGGGGAAAAAGCAUCAAAAACCUAAGAACCAACACAGUCUGGCCAACCUUCAAUCACGCUCGCAGCCACAGUUUCCGCAAAAGGACCCAGUUCAACCUGAAGGUCUACCUCAGGAACAGCAGCCAGGGGUUCAGUCUCGGCCUCAGACCAGGACCCGGUCUGAUCACAUCAAGGGUUCUCCAAGGAAGACAAUUGAUAGGGCUCCUAGUCAUCCAGAAGGGAGCAAACCUCUGUCAAGACCCGGCCUACCCGCAGAGAAGGCUGGUAGUUACAAUCCUGGUUCGGGCACCAUCAGAUCAUCCACUGCUGAAGUUCCCCGUACUCCAAUUAGGUCCUCAGUUCCCACAGGAGGAAGAAAGACCAUGGUGCAUCGCGUCCGGGCUACUUUUCAUUCCUCUAAUUCUGGUGUCAGACCAUUCUCUUCAUCCAAGACAGCCACCUCCACUCACACUUCCAAAACACCUGGCGCCAAUGGGGCAGAUCGCAGGGGCAAUUCUUUUCCUAAACUUGUCGUGUGGCCAAGAGAAAACCCUGUUCAGCGACACCCUGUUCCUGGCAACAAGACACCAAACCUGGUGGGGAAAACGAGUGAUAAUGACAAACCCAUGGAUCUGAAACAAGGAGACAAGGAGUCCACCUUGAAGUCGUUCCUGCCGGUCACACCCAAACCAAAGCCUAAACACAGACAGCAGACAACCACAGUGGCCCCGGCAGUCAACAGCAGUCGUUUUGAUCUAAACGAUAACUCCUCCGUUUUCAGCUCGUUCCCUGCAUCAGAGGUAGACAUCAUGGGCAAGAAACGCUUCGUAGCUCCUCAUGUCAUCUACAAGACGGACAAGAAGCCAGAUGAACCGUGCUCCAUCACCUCCUCCCUGGCUUACUUCUCUGAUGAUGAAAGCAGUGAUGUGAAUGUCACCGGGCCUCCUCGCACGCCUCCAUCCAACCUCACUGUGGUUACCGUGGAAGGCUGCCCGUCCUUCGUCAUUCUGGACUGGGAGAAAUCUGAUAACGAAACCAGAGAGUAUGAGGUAGUGUCAACAACCACAGGACCGAAUGGACAGGAAGUGUCCAUCCUGACGACCAACCAGACGCACACAGCGGUGGAGAAUCUCACACCAGACAGCAGCUAUGAAUUCAAAGUUACACCGAAGAAUGAGCUGGGAGCCGGACCGUCCAGUGACCCUGUCACAUUUAACACAGAAUCAGCGGAUCCACGCGUGAGCGAGCAGGCCUCAGGAAAAGACGCCAUCUGGACUCAGUUCCCGUUUAAAGCCGAUGCCUAUUCCGAAUGCAACGGGAAGCAGUUCAUAAAGAGGACUUGGUACAGAAAAUUUGUGGGAAUCCAACUCUGUAACUCCUUGAGAUACAAGAUCUACCUGAGUGAUUCCCUCAAUGGGAAGUUUUACAACAUCGGGGAUCAAACGGGGUACGGGGAAGAUCACUGUCAGUUUGUGGACUCCUUCCUGGACGGUCGGACUGGAACCCAGAUGUUGGCUGACCAGCUGCCAAGCAGGCAAGGGUUCUUCAGAGCGUUGAGGCAGGAACCGGUCAGCUUCGGAGAGAUCGGAGGAAAGUCUCAUGUGACGUACGUUGGCUGGUAUGAGUGUGGCACACCCAUACCUGGAAAGUGGUGAAGUCCCCCCAUUCCCCCAUGUCUGCCUUGGAUGAUGACUUUAUCCGUGGUGAGAGCAAAGAUGAGAUGCCUGACCGGGCCUGAAGGGACACGAGCCCAUCUCCUUGGAUCGCUACGUCUGUUUGAUUUUUCCUGGCAACCUUUUAGGUGUGAACAUUUAGCGGACUGUUGGGUCUCACAAAACCUUACUAGAUGUCUCUAUUUAUGAAAAUAAGUAAAACAUAAAAAAUAAAAAAAUACCACAAUGAAUGGCAGUAGGUCCUGACAGAACCAAAAUAACAUUCAGCAUUCAUAGAGACACCGUUGGGAAGCUGGCUCCCAAACUGUAACGACUCGCGCGAUAAUAUUUAUCGAAGGGCUUUUAAUGAACAGUCUGUGUGCGAUCAGACGUCUGAGGAAAAAAAAUUAGUCCCUCGCUUCUGUCAGAGAGCCCGCACUGUGGUCAUGCAUGUACAGAAAAUAAUACUUUUACAUAAUAUUUACCAUUCAAAUACAUGCAGAAUAGAGCUGCGGUCCCCGGUGGGUUAAAGUCAGUUGCAGAUUGCACAGUGUUAAACGUCUGUUCGUAUAUGUGUGUGAUGUGAAAUAUGAUAUGUUUCUCUGGGUCAAUACAUUUCUGGAGUAUGUAAUGUAGAAGCAGCAUUUCAGAUUUUUUUUUUUUUUUUGUUUGUUUUUUUUUGUUUUGUUUUAAAGGCAAAUGCAAGUCAAAAAAAUAUGUACGUCUUAAAUAUAGUUGUUUUGUAAAAUCAUUAUUCAAAGUGUAAAUAACUUCAAAUUCCUCAUAAGUGUCCUUUCCUCAUUUUACUUGUUUAUUGUGCAAUUUAUGACACCAGCAAUAAAUCUUGUUUUUAUACUUCCA
Fundulus heteroclitus (mummichog) is the source of this 4079-nucleotide messenger RNA. Its product is annotated as target of Nesh-SH3. Bases 15 to 3221 code for a protein of 1068 amino acids. The record is from RefSeq and is a predicted model, not a curated record. Gene Ontology annotation, biological process: extracellular matrix organization; positive regulation of cell-substrate adhesion. Gene Ontology annotation, molecular function: protein binding. Lineage: Eukaryota; Metazoa; Chordata; Actinopteri; Cyprinodontiformes; Fundulidae. The transcript has 22 exons.